UCGUACUGAUCUCAACUGGCAGCUAAGCGGCUUGAUCAUUGGUAUGAUCGCUGUCACGACAUGGCCGAACAGGCGGCAACGAGUGCAGCACUACUGAUUAUCGCCGAGGUGACAGUGCUAGGAAUGCUGGAAGACCACUGUCAGUGCCUGCCUGUUCAAGUCAAGCAGAAGAGGCUGACUAAGGCAAGAAACUUUGAAUAACCGACACGGAACAAGUAGAAGUGUUGAAGUGUUCGUCGACAGUAAAGAUGAAAGCAAGCAAGAGGAUACAACUCUGGUCGUUGUUUCUCUGGAGCAUGUUGGCUCUCGCCUCAUCUCAAACGCGACAAGUUGAUUAUCAAAACAUGCAUGGCAUCUUCUUUCCUCAAACAGGGCAAUUCUGGCCUGGCUCGACAGGGAGCGAUUGGAGCACUCCAGAGCAAGAAGAUCUCACAAGAGUCAAAAACCAAGGCAGCCAGAUAACUGAUUGGGCCCUGACCUCUUGGCGGGACGUCAACUGUUGUUUUCAGCUGAAAGAUGACUCUGUAUGGGAAGAUGCACAGACUGGAAUGGAAGAUUGUUUCUGUAGGGAGUUUCUCCAAGAAGUUCAAUACAAGACUGUAUCAUUCUGCUCCCUCAAGCAAUCAUGUCUGAAUGCUCUCAGAGAUUGGAAUAGAGUAUUUGGAGAGGGAUACAUGGUUCCAGGUCAGGCACCGGUCUGGAAUACAGAAUCUCCAGUCAGGACAUGCCCUUGCAAACAUGGACAGAUCCGUACGGUCGGCUGUCGACUUCUUUCGCGAAUUACAAGCCAAAUCCGAACUAUGGAAAAAUCACGACUCCGUACAACCCUAGUGCAAGCCACAAAUGGCGAUGGGUUCCUGGCGAUGCACCAGCAUCCUUGAAGCCAUGGCUGGGAGGCACAGCCGGAGACGGCAAAGUACAGGCAGGGAUCAUGAAGGGUACGCCCGUUUAUCCGGCAAGCAACUCAACGGAUUGCUGUGAUACGAGUGUGAACGCUUCAUGCUGCUCAGGCUCAUCGCUCAUGAGUUGGGUUGGACCACAGGAUGCACCUCAAGCAGACUGCAUGUUUGCUGUGAAACGGGCCAUAUGUGCAUACCACUUCUGGGAAUGUGAUAAGUCAUAUUCGGAUUUGAUCUUCAACGGCAUCUGCUUGAACACCUGCACUGACAUCGAGAGGCUUUGUGGUAUUGUACCUUCUACAGGAAGACAGCUGCAAGUUUCGACGUUCACACUAGGCAAAUUCUAUCACUUAGGUUGUACAACAAAAUCCCGCCAGAAAGUCAAAGAUUGCACUGCAGCAG
Guillardia theta CCMP2712 is the source of this 1301-nucleotide messenger RNA. RefSeq lists its product as hypothetical. The transcript is spliced from 13 exons. The coding region runs from base 249 to 881 and encodes 210 amino acids. The record is from RefSeq and is a predicted model, not a curated record. NCBI's taxonomy places the organism in Eukaryota, Cryptophyceae, Pyrenomonadales, Geminigeraceae.